This is a messenger RNA of Toxotes jaculatrix (banded archerfish), 3968 nucleotides long. It is a transcript of the gene gpc5a, whose product is annotated as glypican 5a. The transcript is spliced from 8 exons. NCBI's taxonomy places the organism in Eukaryota, Metazoa, Chordata, Actinopteri, Toxotidae. The coding region runs from base 230 to 1624 and encodes 464 amino acids. The record is from RefSeq and is a predicted model, not a curated record. Gene Ontology annotation, cellular component: plasma membrane; cell surface; extracellular region. Gene Ontology annotation, biological process: regulation of protein localization to membrane; cell migration; positive regulation of canonical Wnt signaling pathway.
UUUUCAGGCAAGCCGCACCGCAACAACUUUCUCUCAGUGUCUGGAUCUUAGUGAUCACCGGCAGUUUUUCCUCGGCACGAGCACAAACGCCAGAUGGUCGACGCUGAAUCCUGAAACCUGAAAUGUGGACGGGACUCACCUGAGACCUGGACUUCCAUAGGUUUAGAAGAAACCUUUAACUUUCAAACAGCCUCCUUAUUUGGGAGUAUUACCCGGGCGUUUUAUCAAAAUGGGUGCACUGUGGACGAACUACUUUUUCCUCCUGGCAUGUUGCUGUGGAUUAGGGGUUGGAAGCCCAAACACAUGCGACGAAGUGCGCAAAGUUUUCCAACUCAGGCAAAUUGGACCGAAUCAAUUAUUGAUUUCAAAUCCCACACAAGGUUCAGACCUCCAGGUGUGCAUAUCCAAGAACCUGACCUGCUGCACCAAAAAGAUGGAGGAGAAGUACCAGGUAGCGGCCCGGAGAGACAUCCAGAACCUUCUCCAGAUGUCCAGUACCAGCCUUAAGUUUCUCAUCUCACGCAAUGUGGCUGCUUUUCAAGAGACCUUUGAGAGUCUGAUGAGGCAGGCGGAGAAUCACACUAAUGCCAUCCUUCAGGAGUCAUACCGCAGCAUGGCUGAUCAGGCUGUGGGCCCUAUGCGGGAACUCUUCACUGACAUCGGUCUCUUCCUGCUGGGGUCUGAGCUCAACGUUGAUGAGUUAGUGCAGCGAUUCUUCGACGCUCUCUUCCCACUGGUCUACAGUCACCUCAUCAACCCAGGUCUUAGCGACAUAUCACCAGGCUACGCUGAAUGUGUCAGAUCGUCAAGACGUGAUGUGAGACCUUUUGGUGGGGCGCCCAGCCUCUUGGCUGAUCAGAUUGCUCGCUCUGGGGUCUCUGGGAAGCUUCUUCUACAGGCACUGCACCUCGGCAUUGAGGUCAUCAAUACUACAGACCACUUACAGCUGAGCCGCGAGUGCAGGCGGGCCCUGCUCAAAAUGAACUACUGUCCUCACUGCCAGGGUUUAACCCAGUCCAAGCCCUGCAUGGGUUACUGCCUCAAUGUCAUGCGGGGCUGUUUGGCAAGCAUGGCUGAGAUUGACAUCCACUGGAGGGAGUUUGUUCGCUCGCUAGAGGGCCUGUCAGCACGGAUGCAAGGAACUCAGGAUUUAGAGCAAGUGCUUCUCGGAAUUCACAUGCUGCUUCAUGAUUCUGUCGGGCACGCUCAGAAAAAUGGACCCCGCCUUUCAGCACAGGUGCACAAGCUGUGUGGCCCACCAAACAGGAAACCUGCACAGUCAGUCAGCAUUCAGCACAGCAGCAGCAGAGAAUCCAUCCCUCUUAAAGCUCCCGUCAGAGCGUCUGGAGACUCACUCGCUGUCAGGAGGAGGGACUUCCUGAGCAGUCUACGUCACUAUCGUACCUACUACGGCGGCCUGGCCGAUCAGCUGUGUGUGACUGAACCGGACUAUGGUGAUGGGCUGUCCUGCUGGAAUGGAACCGACAUUGUAAAAAGCUACACUCUCCGUGUGGUCGGCAAUGGGAUCAAAGCUCAGAGUGCCAACCCUGAAGUCAAAGUAAAGGAAGCAGACCCUGUGAUAAAUCAAAUCAUUGACAAACUGAAACACAUCAAUCAGACAUAAGGUAAGUGUCUCCUUAGGCAAUCUGCUAAUUCUCUGUACUUCUUUGUUAGUUUAUGGGACAUAAAGUAUCUCCUGUUAACUUUUGGCUCAUUGCUUAAGGUACACAGAAACUGCUUCCUUGUAAGAAAAUGACUGCUCACAAAGCCAAAGCCCUUUACACUUCACCUUUGAAUAAUCCCUGACAAAAUAAUUCAUUUGUAUCAUGUUUCAUAUUACCGGUAAGUACCGGCUAAUAGAAAACUAGUCUCAAAUGCAAAAUCAUCUCCAGGCAAUGAAAAAGAAAAUCAAUCAUUACACAUUUAGAAACCCAUUUGAUCUGGUUUGUGUGUCUUCAUAUUUACAAAAUUAUUUUUCUGCUCUUUGUCAAAAUCAAUGUAGCUUUUCUAUCACCCAGUCUGCUUUGAUGCACAUUUGUGCUGCUGUGGCUCCUUUCAGUGCUGUUUAUCUCUCAGGAUGAUGAGAUUAGAGCAGUUUACGGGAGCACUUUCUCUUCUGUAGCUUCAAUAUCAGCUGCUGUAGCCACCUCUGGGUUGUUUUACCGCAGCAGCACAAGCUUCAUGUAUCUGUUGCUUUGGCUUCCGUUGCUUGCAUGACUUUUCAUUGUCUUAAACUUGUGUAAUUUCUGUUUACUCGGCACAACGACUGAAUAACACUGAUUGACUUAACAAUGGCAGUGGAUCAACAAAAUCAGAUCUCCCUACAAACUUUUUGGGAUGGCAUACAGCUCAUCAAGACAGAUAUGCUCAUUAUUCAUUCUGUAGUAUUCACAUGUCCUUGGAUUCUCUUGGAGAAUACGUCUCUUCACUAGAGCAGCAGAUCAGGGCAAAUGAGGACCCAUAACUCUACGUGAUCUCCUGACAUGAACCAAAGAACUAACUGAAGAUAAUGCUUACCUGAUGGAGAAGCAGAUCUUCAAAUCUUUGCUUUGUUAAGAUUCCUGACUGCUCUGAGGGCUGUGAUGAUCUUGGCUUCAUAUCCCAACUAAUCCCAUCGUUCCUUGGGCAAGAAAACUUCCCCACACUGCACUCCCAUGUUCCUACACAGCAAUAGAGCUGGUCCUAGGCCUGUCACAAAGCUGCUGAAACUCUCCAUCAACAGUUAAUGUGGUUAGUUGAAGCAUGUAACUCAGGACAACUCUGGCCUUAACCUAACUCAUGGUGUUGGUAUCCCACUUUCAAAAUGGAUGAUAUUAAAGGUUUAAAAAUAAGUCAUUUGAAUAUUAGAUGUCUUGCCAAAAACUGAUUUACUCAGUAGAUGGAAAGUCCAUCAUAUUACUAAUAUUAUUACACAGUCUGAAACAUGGCUUAGUUGCAAAAUCUCUGAGAAUGAAAUCAAACUUGUGAACUAUUGUCUAGAUAGAGCUGAGAGAAGCUCCAGGGGAGGUGGUGUGGCAACAGACGUGUCCUCUAAUUUGAUAUCUGAGCUAAUUACAUCUACUGAUACAUUUUGAAUGUCCUUUUGUUAAAACAGUUUCUCAUCACUAUAAAUAUGUAACUACUGGAAAUAUAUUUAGACCCCCUCUGUCCCUGUUUAGGUCUCUAAAUGUUUGAUUUUUCCACCAUUGAUUCCAUGUCAAAAAUGCUGAUUGGGAAACAUAGAGGCCACUAAGAAACAUCUCCAAAACACUCUAUUUCAGUUUUUCUUUUUCACUUUUGUUUGUAUUAUGUGUUAGGACCCCUGUGAGAUGGUUUACAUCGAGGGUCUACCCGACUGAUUAAACUUGUUUCAUUAUCUUUCUUGACCUUGUGCGGGCACUCCCUCCCUGACUAUUUCACAUCAUCUGUAGGAUGUCAGAACACAUAAAUCUAUAUCAUAACCAUCUGUGAACUCCUGACAUUGUUGACAUUCACUGUGUAUAUCUCUUUCACUCUGUGCUCUUACCAUGUACAUCUUAAAUGUUCUUUGAAUAUCCUUGUGGUUCCGUAAAUUUUUACCUACAGGACCGAGACUGUUUUAUGAGCUUAAAUACUCAGAAAUUCUUUAUCAUUUGCUCAUGAUUUACUGUAACUACCGUGAAGCAGAUCGUGAUCAGCUCAGCAUAGAUUAUGUAAUUAUGUAUAAUCUGCUGAGAGCAAAUAUUUAACUGAGUGUUACUUUAAACCCCUCUGUGUUUUAUUCAGCCAACAUCUUUUGCACAUACUCUGCUGUCAUUAGCCCACAACCUGUUCCUCUUGUCCCUACAUACUGUCUUUGCUUACCCCAAUUUAAUAACCAAUCAAUUGUUAGUGAUUCACUCUUUAAUCCCUAGAAGUGACAGUAAGAAACAAGCAACACAUAUCAUCAUUGUUUAAGUUGAUAUGCUAGCAAACAGCCUGAUGAAUAGAAAUCCAAUAUUCACUCACCU